Molecule: messenger RNA, 2343 nt
Organism: Cladophialophora yegresii CBS 114405
Lineage: Eukaryota; Fungi; Ascomycota; Eurotiomycetes; Chaetothyriales; Herpotrichiellaceae
Product: pre-mRNA-splicing factor cef1
Exons: 1
Coding region: 1-2343 (780 amino acids)
Biological process (GO): mRNA splicing, via spliceosome
Cellular component (GO): Prp19 complex; spliceosomal complex
Source: RefSeq, a predicted model, not a curated record
AUGCCCGUCGUCAAAGGUGGUGUGUGGACCAACAUCGAAGACGAAAUUCUCAAGGCCUCAGUAUCCAAAUAUGGGUUGAAUCAGUGGGCUCGUGUUUCAUCGUUACUUGCGCGAAAAACACCCAAGCAAUGCAAGGCAAGAUGGACAGAAUGGCUGGACCCAGGCAUUCGCAAGAUCGAGUGGUCCAAGGAAGAAGACGAGAAGUUGUUACACCUGGCCAAGUUGAUGCCCACGCAAUGGCGAACAAUUGCGCCCAUCGUUGGAAGGACGGCUACCCAGUGCCUGGAGCGCUAUCAGAAGCUGCUCGACGAAGCCGAAGCCCGUGAGAACGACGAGCUGGGACUUGGGGGUCCGGAGGGCGGAGAGACUGCUGCGCCGACAGGAGAUCAGGUCCGAAGAUUGCGCCCAGGCGAACUUGACCCAGAUCCGGAAUCGAAGCCUGCACGCCCUGAUACCAUCGAUCUCGACGAAGAUGAAAAAGAAAUGCUUAGCGAGGCUCGAGCGCGUUUGGCGAAUACGCAGGGGAAGAAGGCGAAACGGAAAGCCCGUGAACGACAACUCGAGGAAUCAAGGAGACUGGCAGUGCUGCAGAAGAGACGGGAACUUAAGAAUGCAGGCAUCAAUAUCAAGAUCACCACGCGCAAGAAGGGCGAGAUGGACUACAAUGCAGACAUCCCCUUUGAAAAGCAAGCCGCCGCCGGUUUCCACGACACACUAGAAGAACAGGCGAGGAAUGAUCGGGAGCGGGAAAUGUUCGAUCCCCGCAAGCAACAGCUGGCAAGAAAGCGACAAGGAGACGCCGAAGACAACGUCGAUUCGAAACGCCAGAAGCAAGACAAGAGCAAAGACUCGGCCGCCAUGGCCGCUGCCGCAAGAGCUGGACAAAUGCAGCGGUUGCGUGAGGCGGAGCAGCAGAGCAAGCGCCAUGCAUUGAAUCUACCUGCACCCCAAGUCAGCGAAGGCGAGCUGGAGGAGAUUGUGAAGAUGGGCAUGGCUGGCGACAGAGCAGCUAAAGCUGCUGGCCAGGAGGAUGGAGACGACCGUGGGCUGGUUUCACAGUAUUCGAACAUGGUCGGCGCUACACCUAUUCGAACCCCUCGGGCGCCUGCACAGGAAGAUCAUAUCGCGAAUGAGAUCAGGAACAUCCGCGCUCUAACCGAGACCCAAUCUUCGUUACUGGGCGGCCAAAACACUCCGCUACAUGAGGGUAGCAGCUCAACCGGCUUUGACGGAAUUGCUCCUCGCAGAAAUGAAAUGGUCACUCCUAACCCAAUGGCUACACCCUUCCGUCAGACCGGAGCUGGAAGUAAUCUCCCUGGCGCCACUCCAUUGCGCACGCCGCGUGACAGCUUAAUCAUCAAUGAACAAGGCGAACGCCAACUGGUACCACAGACUCCGCGGGAUAUGCGCCUCGCUGAAAAUGUGGCCCGGCACUCACUGAGAGCCAAGCUUGCCUCAUUACCUAAGCCGAAAGAGUCAGAAUGGGAACUUGAAGUCCUACCAUCUGAGCAAGAAGAGGCCGCAGCUGAACCGGCUCUCACACAGGAAGACCAAGAAGAAAUCGAUCGUCGGGAGCGUGAAGCACGAGAAGCGGCAGAAAAAGCGGAUUUCAGACGACAAACCCAGGUGUAUCAACGGGCACUACCCCGACCUGUCAGUAUCGACUACAACUCUCUGGCCUCGGACGCCACGUCUAUCACAGAUCCUAUUCGAGCAAUGAUCGCUCAAGAAGCAGCUCUGCUGAUGGCUCACGACGCUCGUAAUUUUCCACUACCCGGCUCCAAAAUGCUAGGGAAACCUCCCAGACUGAGCGCCUUCCCUGACGACCUCCUGGCCCAAGCCCGGCAACAACUAAAAGACGCAUGCAACGAAACCGAGCGACAAUCCUACGUCGAAUCCAUCAUUUCUCUCACAUCAUCCGAAACCGAGCCUAAUGCCCUUCCUCUCAAAUUUCGCCCCGGCACAACCCCUGAUGAAUACCUCUCUGCUUUUCGCACCGCUCAACAAACCCUCCUCUCGUCGGCGGCGGCGGGUCAAAAGCUCGAAGACAAGCUCAAGUUGCACCUGGGCGGCUAUCAAGCUCGACAAAAGACACUCAAGCAGAAGAUUGCGACCGUCUAUGCGCAGAUCGAGGAGCAGAGGGCACAGCUGGAUGGCUUCAGGACGCUGCAGAUCAGCGAAGAAGGUGCUUUGGCGAGAAGGCUCGAGAAGCUGAGGGAUGAGGUCAACUUUGUGAUGAGACGCGAGAGGGAGGCACAGGAGGAUUACCGUACCGUUCGGGACGAGGCGAGGGCAUUGGAAGAGAGCACCAAUGCGGUCAAUGGUGUCAACGGGCAUGCAUAA